AUGGGGAAAAGUAACAACCAUGGUCGCCAAAGCUGCACCAAGCAGUUUUGGAGGGCUGGGGAAUACGAAGGAGUUGCUCGCAACACCCGUAGAAACAUUGAUUUGUCUUCCACUAAUGGAUUCGAUCACGCGAGGAUGCACCCCAAGUUUCUGCACUCCAACGCUACGAGUCACAAGUGGGCUCUCGGAGCUUUCGCAGAGCUCUUAGACAAUGCACUGGACGAAGUGCACAAUGGUGCUACCUAUGUCAAUGUAGACGUGCUUGACAACAAGAAAGACGGAAGCAAAAUGCUCCUGGUUGAAGACAAUGGUGGCGGGAUGGACCCAGAGAAGAUGAGGAAGUGCAUGUCUUUGGGGUACUCGGAGAAAAGCAAGAAGAAAGACACCAUUGGACAGUAUGGAAAUGGUUUCAAAACAAGUACCAUGAGGCUUGGGGCUGACGUCAUCGUCUUCUCUCGUACAAGUGGAACCCAGAGCAUAGGGUUGUUGUCUUACACUUUCUUGAGGAGCACGGGAAAGGAGGAUAUUGUAGUCCCCAUACUGGACUAUGAGAGAAGACGAGGGAUUGCCACAGAGAUGUUACGAUCCUCAAGCGAAAACUGGAACAAAAAUUUGGAGACGAUACUCGAGUGGUCGCCAUUUGAGAGUGAGGAAGAGUUGAAAAACCAAUUUCGGAUGAUGAAGCAACAAGGCACUCGAAUAAUCAUAUACAACCUUUGGGAGGACGACGAAGGAAACUUGGAGCUUGACUUAGAUAGUGAAGCUCAUGAUAUUCAAAUGAGGGGAGUGAACCGGGAUGCGAAGAACAUACAAAUGGCUGAACAGUAUCCAAACUCUCGUCAUUUUUUGACCUACCGUCACUCUUUAAGGAGUUAUGCAGCAAUUAUCUACUUGCGGCUUCCCCCCAACUUCAGAAUCAUUCUUCGUGGCAAGGAUGUUGAGCAUCACAACAUUUUGAAUGAUUUGAUGUGGCCCCAGCACAUCACGUAUAGGCCUAAGCCCCUUGAAAAGGAGGAGACAUAUAUAACGAAGAAAACCAAGAAGGGAAAGAAGGAUACAAAUAUGGUUGCUGAGGUCACUCUUGGGUUUGUGAAAGAUGCAGAAAACCAUCUGGAUGUUCAAGGGUUCAACGUAUAUCACAGGAAUAGGCUGAUCAUGCCGUUUUGGAGGGUAUGGAAUGCUGCGGGAAGCGAUGGCCGCGGUGUUAUAGGUGUUAUAGAAGCUGAUUAUAUCAACCCGGCUCAUGAUAAGCAGGGAUUUGAGCAUACCGUACUUCUUGAUAGACUGAAGCAGAAGUUAGCAGAAGGGCAAAAGGAUUACUGGUGUACCAAUUGUCACAAAAUUGGCUAUGCUCCACGCCGCAAUAAGAAGGCUAUUAAUGAAGAAAGGGAAGCUGCUAAUAAGUCAGGUAACCAGGGUCAACCAGUUUUAGAUUCAAAUCCAGACACGUCCUCUUCACGCAUGAGAGCCGUUUUAGAUUCAAAUCUAGACGAAUCCUCUUCACGCAAGAGACCGGUUUUAGAUUCAAAUCUAGAGAAGUCCUCUUCUCGCAAGAGAUCACUCCCAGAUCCGAAUACAAAUGUAGCCCCACACAAAAGUCAAAAAGUUUCUUCAGACAAAUCUCCUAAUGGGAAUGGGAAUGGGAAUAUUCAGAAGAAAAUCACACUGCAGACAGCCACAAAAUCAUCAACCCGUCGCCCAGAAAUUGUGUCAGGAUUAAGUUCUUCUAGACCACAUGCUAACAAGCAUAAAGCAUCAUCACCAACACCCAAUGCCUUGUCUGGUAUUGCUCACAUGAAGGCUGCUACUUCCGAUAAGCAAGCGAAAGGAAGAAAUACCGAUAAGGCAAAGAAAAACUCUGAGAAGAACGUGGAUGAAGUGGUACAUCAUUCACACAUGGAAGAGGAUUCUCUAUCUGAACAAGAGCCUACACCAUGUGGAACCAAUAGUCCAACCACCACAAUAUCCAAGUCCAAGGGAAAUGAUGUCAAUGUCAGGUGUUCACCUUCAAAGGGUGAUUUAAGAGCGGUGGAGCAACCAAGAAAGGAGAAGCAAGGGAAUGUAGCUGCUGAUGUGCAGACUGAAAGAUGCAAGUCACGAAGAGACAAUGAGGAACUGAAUCAAGAGGAAAACAACUUAAAAAAACAGUUGUUGAAUGCAUCUAAUACUAUUCGAGAACUGCAUACACAACUCCAGAAGGCAAAUGAAGAAAUUAAGAAACUGAACAUGCAACAAGACGAGAGAGCACGACGAGACAAAGAAGAAAACAGCUUAUUGAAGAACCAACUAGAAAAGGCAAAUGAAGAGAUUUCUGAACUGAACAAAAUACAAAAAGCUCUGAUUGAGCUGUUGCAGGAGGAGCGAGAUAAAGUUGAGGCACUCAACCCGAAAGGUUGUUAA
This is a messenger RNA of Fragaria vesca subsp. vesca, 2400 nucleotides long. RefSeq lists its product as uncharacterized. The coding region runs from base 1 to 2400 and encodes 799 amino acids. NCBI's taxonomy places the organism in Eukaryota, Viridiplantae, Streptophyta, Magnoliopsida, Rosales, Rosaceae. Gene Ontology annotation, molecular function: ATP hydrolysis activity. The record is from RefSeq and is a predicted model, not a curated record. The transcript has a single exon. Gene Ontology annotation, cellular component: nucleus.